UUAUGUUUGAAGGUUGAUUAUGCCGAUCAAAACACUGAUGGGAGUCAAAAGUUAUACCUCUUCUCCCACUUUCAAGAUAAAUAACAUUUUACUUCAGUUUCCUUACCUUUACAUGGGGGUAAGUAUGUUUACAUUGUUGGGUUAAUGUAAGAAAUGAAAUAUAUUAAAUAUUCAACACCUACUUCAUACCAAGGCCCUAUACUAAGUGAGGGAUACGAUAGUGAUUAAGACAGUUCAAUCUUUCUUGUUUUGGAGCAUAUAUUCUAGCACUACCAUGAAAACAUUUUUCAGUCGAGUUGGAUAUUGUUUUUAUGUGAAGCCAUUUUUUAAAAAUAGAAAUUACAUAUUUUUUUAGAUGAAGCCUCACUCUGUUAGCCAGGCUAGGGUGCAGUGGUGCAAUCUCAGCUUGCUGCAACGUCUACCUCCCAGGUUCAAGCAAUUAUCCUGCCUUAGUCUCAUGAGUAGCUGGGAUUACAGGCACCCGCCACCAUGCCUGGUUCUCUGUGUGUGUGUGUGUGUAUGUGUGUGUGUUUACGAGGGACAGGGUUUCACUAUGUUGGCCAGGCUGGUUUUGAACUCCUGACCUCAAAUGUUCUGCCUGCCUUGGCCUCCCAAAGUGCUAGGAAUACAGGCAUGAGCUACCGAGCCCAGCCCAUUGAUAUAAAUUUUUAAACUGCAACAUAUUUCCUGCUUUCUAAGAUAGGAGAUAUUAAACAUAUUUUUUUUUGUUUAAUCAGGUUUAAAUAAUUUUAGCUAACAUUUAUUAGGCAAUUAUAUGUUUUAUUUAUGCUAAGCACUUUGGAUAUAUUAUUUAAUCUUUACAAUUUUUAUUAAGUACUGUCUUACUCCUCUUAUAUUGACUGAGGAGUAGAGAGGUUAAGUAACUUUCUAAAGACUACAUCAGUGACAGUGGCAGUGGCAGAAUUGAAGCACAAAUAUGACUAUGCUUUGCAAUUAUAGUUUUUGGUUUUUGUUUUUUUUUUUCUGAGAUGGAGUCUCAUUUACUCUCACGCAGGCUGGAAUGUAGUGGCGUGAUCUUGUCUCACUGCAACCUCCACCUCCCAGGUUCAACCUCAGCCUCCCGAGUAGCUGGGACCACAGGUGUGCCUGGCUCAUUUUUGUAUUUUUAGUAGAGAUGGGGUUUUACCAUGUUGGCCAAGCUGAUCUUGAAUUCCUGACCUCAAGUAAUCCAUCUGCCUCAGCCUCCCAAAGUGCUGGGAUUACAGGAGUGAGCCACCAUGCCUGGCCGGCAAUUAUAUUUCUACAUUCUCUUCUGAAUAUCUGUUACUGUGAAGUGAUAGUAUAUUUUCAUAACGUUUUUGCUUUCCAGGUUUUACCCACUUGCCUUUCCUCUUCUGGUUUCUAAUCUAUAUCCUUGGGAACCACAUAAACUUGCUAAGAAUUAUUUGUGAUAUUACAUCCAGUUAGAAUUGAAGUGAGAGUCUAAAAGCAAGUAUUUUCACUUUGUGUUCAGGGUAUCAGAAAAUGAGUAGGUAUUACUAUAAUAAAUAGCUUUAUUUCUUUGUAUAGUACUUCGUGAUUUUAGUAUCAUGGCUAAAUGUGUCUGCAUGAUGCUGCAAAUGUUAAUAAAAGUGCAGAAACUUAUGAGUGAAAGAGAUUAAGUGCAAUCUUAAUGCUAAGUGAAAAUGACAUGUUUCCUUUAAUUAUUUAUUGUUCUUUUAAAAAACACAUUAAAGUGCACUUGAAAUUAACAAUCUUUAAAGUCUAAUUCACGGUUAAGAACUGUUGGGUAUCUUAUACAUAUGAAACUGAAUAGAGUAAAAAUACUACUUUUGGUUGGGUGCAGAGGCUGAUGCCUGUAAUCUCAGCACUUUGGGAAGCCGAGAUGGGUGGAUCACCUGAGGUCAGGAGUUUGAGACCAGCCUGGGCAAUAUGGUGAAACCCUGUCUCUACUAAAAAUACAAAAAUUGGCUGGGCGUGGUGGUGCGUGCCUGUAAUCCCAGCUACUUGGGAGGCUGAGGCAGGAGAAUUGCUUGAGCCCAGGAGGUAGAGGUUAUAGUGAGCCAAGAUUGCGCCAGGUUAUAGUGAGCCAAGAUUGUGCCAUUGCACGCCAGCCUGGAUGACAGAGCGAGACUCUGUCUUGAAAAACAAAACACUGCUUUCAGAUGUAAAAAGAUAAACAUUUACACAGUGGUGCUCCCUUCUUUACUUUCACCUAAGAGUGAGUACAGGACAUUUUGAUUAUAGUGCAAACUUUAAAAAUUAUGUUUUCAUAAAAUUAAUAUCCACAUUGUAGAAGUUAAGUUUGAAUUAAACUGAAAGUAGGUACUACCCAAAGCAAUCUACAGAUUCAGUGUAGUACUAUCAGUGACAUUCCAUACCAAUGACAUUCUUCACAGAAGUAGAAAAAAAAAGUUAAAAUUUGUAUGGAACUGUAAAAGACCUGGAAUAGCCAAAGCAAUCCUGAACAAAAAGAACAAAGCUGGAGACAUUAUACUAUCAGACUUUAAAAUAUGCUACAAAGUGAUAGUAACCAGAACAGCAUGAUACUGGUGUAAAAACAGACAUAUAGACCAAAGGAACAGAAUAGAGAACCCAGAAAUUAAUCUUCGUAUCUACAGCCAACUGAGUUUUGACAAAGGUACCAGGAACACUUGCUGAGGAAAGGGCAGUAUCUUCAAGAAAUGUUUCUGGGAAAAAGGAUAUCCAUAUGCAGAAGAAUGAAACUGGAGCCUCACCUCUUAUUCUGUACAAAAAUUAAAAUGAAUCAAAGACCUGCAUGUAAGACAGGAAACUAUAGAACUGCUAGAAGAAAACAUAGGGAAAUGUUUCAGGACAUUGGUCUGGGAAAAGAUUUUAUAAAUAAGACCUCAAAAGUACAGGUAAUGAAAGCAAAAAUAAACAAGUAGAUUAUAGCAAACUAAAAAGCUUAUGCACAGCAAAGGAACUAAUUGACAGAAUGAAAGGUAGCCGAUAGAAUGGGAGAAAAUAUUUGUAAACUGUUCAUCUGACGGAGGAUUAAUACCUAGGAUAGUGCUUUGCAGACACCGCCGCUGCCUGGAGCCUCGUAGUAUCAGCCAUGGUCAACCCCACCGUGUUCUUCGACAUUGCCGUUGACGGCGAGCCCUUGGGCCACGUCUCCUUCGAGCUGUUUGCAGACAAGGUUCCAAAGACAGCAGAAAACUUUCGUGCUCUGAGCACUGGAGAGAAAGGAUUUGGUUAUAAGGGUUCUUACUUUCACAGAAUUAUUCCAGGGUUUAUGUGUCAGGGUGGUGACUUCACAUGCCAUAAUGGUACUGGUGGCAAGACCGUCUACGGGGAGAAAUUUGAUGAUGAGAACUUCAUCCUAAAGCAUACAGGUCCUGGCAUCUUGUCCAUGGCAAAUGCUGGACUCAACACAAAUGGUUCCCAGUUUUUCAUCUGCACUGUCAAGACUGAGUGGAAGGAUGGCAAGCAUGUAGUCUUUGGCAAGGUGAAAGAAGGCUUGAAUAUUGUGGAGGCCAUGGAGCGCUUUGGGUCCAGGAAUGGCAAGACCAGCAAGAAGAUCACCAUUGCUGACUGUGGACAACUUUAAUAAGUUUGACUUGUGUUUUAUCUUAACCACCAGACCAUUCCUUCUGUAGCUCAGGAGAGCACCCUCCACCCCAUGUGCUCGCAGUAUCCUAAAAUCUGUGCUCUCACUGCAGUUCCCUUUGGGCUCCAUGUUUUCCUUGUUCCCUUCCAUGCCUAGCUGGAUUGCAGAGAUGAGUUAAGUUUAUGAUUAUGAAAUAAAGACUAAAUAACAAUUGUCUGUCCUUGUUUGAGUUAGGGUGUUGAUGUAGGCUUUAUUUUAAGCAGUAAUAGGCUACUUCUGAAACAUCAUUUUUUUGCUUAAUUUUACAUAGUGCUUAGGUUUUUUUUUUUACUUUUCCAGACCCAGGAAGUCUCAAUGUUUGUUGAGUGGAAUAUUGAAAAUGUAGGCAGCAGCUGGGCGUGGUGUCUCACGGCCUGUAAUGUAUUACCUGAGACAGAAGAUCACUUAAGGGCAGGAGUCAAGAUCAGCCUGGGCAAUAUAGUGACACCUCUCUCUACAAAAAAUAAUUAGCUUGUCCUGGUGGUGCAUGCCCGUAGUCCUAGCUGAUGUGAGAGGAUUGCUUGGGCCCAGAGUUAAGCCUGUGGUGAGCUAUUAUCAUGCCACUGCACUCCAGCCUAGGUGUCAGAGUGAGGCCCCAUCUCUUGAAAGUAGGCAGAGGCAGGAAAAGCAAGGAGCUGGAAGGUUGGACUGGUGUUCAAUGAGUUUAUGCAUUUAGAGGUGUUCUUAAGAGUGACUAGUGUGACAAAUUGAGAAAUGUUAAUAGCUUUUUUUUUUUUGAGAUAAUCUCUGUCACUCAGGCUGGAGUGCAGUGGCACUAUCUUGGCUCACUGCAGCCUCUGCCUCCGGGUUCAAGUGAUUCUCUUUUUCUCAGCCUCCUGAGUAGCUGGGAAUAUAGGCACGCACCACUAUGCCCAGCUGAUAUUUGUGUUUUUAGCAGAGAUGGGGUUUCAUCUUGUUGGUGAGGCUGGUCUCAAAUUCCUGACCUCAACUGAUCCUCCUGCCUCAGCCUCCCAAACUGUUGUUGAGCCACUGUGCCCAGGCUUUUUCUGUAACAAAGCUUAAGCUUCAACAGUGCUGGCGAUCUGGUCAAAGGGAUAGCCUUUCCUUGAUUGAGGACUUGACUCUUCAUGAAAUUAAAUACAUAGUGCUGGCAAUUAGAUGUAUAGGGUGAACAGUAUGUCAGGAUAAUCUUAGAAAACCUCCCAAAUGCCCACCUUAACUGACCUCUAGGGUUUUUAACACAGCAAUCAAAUUUGCCUAUCCUAAGGGUGUCAGAUUUAAUGACUUGGGGUGUUCUGCAAUUUUUGUUUUAUUGUCUGGCUGGUUCCUUCUGUGUGAAUUAUUGCCACCAGCACUUGUGCGUCUCAGUACUAUAGUCUCGUGACGUAUUCCCUGAGUGACAUCAUUCAGUGUCUUAGUACUUUAGCUCAGUCCUGAGCGCAAGGUGAAAAUAAACAUCAAACAUCCUCUCAAAAAAAAAAAAAUACCUAGGAUAUACAAGGAAGUCAAAUAUCUCAACAGCAAACAAACAAAACUGCAGAAAACUCAAUGUGAUUAAAAAAAUGGGACAUUUCUCAAAAGAUACACAAAUGGCAAAAAAUAUAUUAAAUAAUGUUCAGCAUCACUAAUCAUCAGGAAAAUGAAAAUCGAAACCACAGUAAGGUAUUAUCUCACCCCAGUUAGGAUCACUAUUAUCAAAAAGGCAAAGAACAACAAAUGCUGCCAAGGAUGUAGGGAAAAGGGACCUCUUAUAUACUGUUGAAAGGAAUGUAAACAAGAACAGCCACUAUGGAGAAUGAUAUUGAGGUUCUUUAAAGGACUGCAAAUAGAACUAUCAUAUGAUCCAGCAAUUUCACCACUGGGCAUUUACCCAAAGAAAAGGAAAUCAGUAUACGGAAGAGACAUCUGUACCAUAUUUAUUAUAGCAGCACUAUUUAUGAUAGCCAAGAUAUAGAUUCAAUCUAGGUGUCCAACAGAAGAUAAAUGGACAAAGAAAAUGUGGUAUAUAUACAUAAUGGAAUACUAUUCAGCCAUAAAGAAUGAAAUCCUGUCAUUCAUGGCAACCUGGAUGGAACUGAAGGACAUUAUAUUAAGUGAAAUAAGCCAGGAAUGGGAAGUUAAAACACUGCAUGUCCUCUUAUGUGGAAGCUUAAAAAAAAGUUGGUUUCACAAAAGUAAAGUAGAACAAAGGAUACUAGAGGCUGGGAAGAUUCAAGGGAAGCGGGUAUCGGGAAAGAUUUGUUGAAGGAUGCAAAAUUACAGCUAGACUGGAUAAAUAAAUUCUAGUCUUCUGUAGCACUGUAGGGGUGACUGUAGUUGACAGUAAUAUAUAGUUUCAAAUAGCUAGAAGCAGGAUAUUGAAUGUUCCCAACACCAAGAAAUGAUAAAUGUUCAAGAUGAUAGAUAUAUUAAUUAUUCGGCUCUGAUCACUAUACAUUUUAUGUAUUAAAACAUCACUAUGUGCCUCAUAAAUAUGUACAUUAUUGUAUGUCAACAUAAAAUGUAAAAGAAAAUUUAAAAAAUUUGCCAGUGAGAAAGCUCCUAAAUUCUUA
Callithrix jacchus (white-tufted-ear marmoset) is the source of this 6087-nucleotide messenger RNA. The record is from RefSeq and is a predicted model, not a curated record. Lineage: Eukaryota; Metazoa; Chordata; Mammalia; Primates; Cebidae.